UUCGACUUCAAGCAGUUUUGCGCAAACCGAUCGUCGGCUGACUUGAAGCAGUGCAUGCCGGUUAGAAAUUUUGUCCGACUUGAUACAGCGCUGACGCCACGUGACUGUGACGUGUGCCGUCAAAGUACCACGAGAGCGAUUCGAGAGUAGCCGGAGAACUUAGCCAGCGCAGCUUCUGAAGAGCGGCUGCACAGAUUCUGAUGACGACACAACUGAUCCACGAUUGGCUGGAUUCACUGAUGACACAGAUGACGUGCGUUUCAAGUUUAUUGCGAGUCGGCUUCAGUUUCAGAAAUUCUAAUAUGGACUUUUAAAACAGUUCAAUACGUUUUUAUGUCGUCUUCAUCUUAUAAAUCAUAUUUAUUAAAUAUUGUUUUACUGUAUUUACUUUAUUGUUAAUAUAAAGUUUGUGUAUGUUUAUUUUGCAUGACUUUCUUUUUUAUACAGACCUUUUACAGUAUUCAGCAGCAUAACCUAUUCAAAUGAGCAUUUUUAAGAACUAAAAUGUUAAUCUUAAAAGCAUACAAUCUAAUGUGGUCAUAAAUGUAUGCUCCUAUACAAAUGAUACAUAAUACAUUAUGUUCCUCCAUUUGUUUGGUUUCUUCAUAUUCUUUAGUUUAUUUUGCUGUGUUUAUAGCCUACUUCACCUGCAUGUGGUUAGCAAACUGCUAACAACUUGCUGUAACUUCAACUUAACAACAUUCAAGACCCUUCCAAAACACCACUUAUACACACAUUAAACGCGAUCAAGUAAGCAAUCGCCACGUGAUCUGCCAUGACUGACGUAAUUGCAGCAAACUACGGGAGCCACAACGUGUCCGGCUUCAUAUCUCCGUUUUCAGCUCCUCCCCACCUGCACGCGGCUACUCUCGCCGAUCGGUUGCAUCCAGCCGCAGCCGAUGUCGAACACACCUACAGACUGUUCUGUUCACCGGCUGAUCUUGUAUUUUCAUCUUAAAAUUGGAUGUCUUUUUAUACAGCAUUCUAUCGAUAAUUCAUUGAUUUGAUAAAGGCUUUCUUUUAUAAGAAAGUCAUUUUAUGUUUUAUAUGUGUUUUCCGUCGUUUUUCAGUUUUUAGAUGAAAAAGACCUGUCAGUCAGCGUGUGUGGAAAUAUGGGAGGUGGAAAUGUCUUCAGUUAGUUACAUCAUGUAACUUUUCCAAGAAAGUCAUAUUCAUUUAUAGCAAUACGACACUAAGGAUUUUAUUCUGCCCAGAAGAGUAAGACAUAUUUGGUCUGGAGUGACUCUGGUUUGCAGUCAUCAUGUUAGGACUCUCAGUGAUGAGGAGACUUCUGAUCUCUGGAGGGAUGAGGGGGCUCCCUCUCCAGCAGCUGCUCUCUGAAGAGACCCUCAGACACCUGCGGACCUCUCCUCACAACACCAGACACAUCUCGACGGUGUCACUGUGGCCGUUCUCAUCUCAGCCAAGAGACUUCAGCCAGCCCAACUCCUCAUGGAGUCCAGAGAUGCACAAGGUUUACGACCACUAUAAUGCUCUGUGUGACACUGACAUUGAAAAUGGUGAGGAAAAAAGGGGGCCGUGGAGGAAGUUGCCCAGCUACAACCGUUCCAUUAAAUAUGCUACUGGUGGCAUUCACCUCAGCAAAUUGAUCCAGGCCAAAGCUCGACUUUUCACGAGAAACGUUAAAGAGCAAGGCGCCACGUUUGAGUAUGUGGUGUUUGUCAAUAAGGAGGAGAAGAGAUGUGUUUGUGUCUUUCAGGCAGGACGUUUACUAGAAGGUGCACCUGGGCAUGUACACGGUGGAGCCAUAGCCACCAUGAUUGACACAGUGACUGGUACUCUUGCCGGUUUCCUCUCAGGACCAGUUAUGACUGCCAAUCUCAACAUAGACUACCGCAAUCCAAUGCCUCUGGGUAGUGUGGUUUUAAUCCACAGUGCUCUGGAUCGAAUAGAGGGGAGGAAAACAUACAUCACUUGCAAAGUGACCAGCACUGAUGAGUCCAAACUCUACACGGAAUCCACAGCUCUAUUUGUUUCAAUAAGUGUCGGCCAUUUAUUUGGAUCACGAAACUGAAAGCUGUCUGGAAUCCACCACAGAGACAUGUUCAUCAUCUGUACUAACAUGAAGGAGAUUGGAGAUGCAGUGUGUGCCCAAUGAACAAAAGAUCAAGUUCUCAUGUAUUUGAGUGAUGCAUUCAGUUACAUAUGGCUGCCUCGUAUUUUAUUUUUAAAAUGAAAAUGUAUUAACCAGGUUUAUUUAAUGAUACGGUAUUGAUCAUGAUGACAGUCUUCAGUAGUCUAUUACAAGUAUUAUAUAACAAAUUUUUCUGUAAUGUAUUUUAACAGUACUGUGUUCCACAUUGUGUUAAAGAGAAUCUCACUUUUGUUACAAAUGAAAAGUUGGGCAUUUAAAGUAUUAUUGUUAUUUCUAGGGAUUCCUAUUUAUAACUGCCUUCAAUAGUGCUAUUAAAGUCAGUAAUCAGAAA
Molecule: messenger RNA, 2447 nt
Organism: Carassius gibelio (silver crucian carp)
Lineage: Eukaryota; Metazoa; Chordata; Actinopteri; Cypriniformes; Cyprinidae
Gene: them4
Product: thioesterase superfamily member 4
Exons: 6
Coding region: 1262-2035 (257 amino acids)
Source: RefSeq, a predicted model, not a curated record